Messenger RNA from Salvia splendens (bonfire salvia), 360 nucleotides. RefSeq names its product cyclin-dependent protein kinase inhibitor SMR3. Gene Ontology annotation, cellular component: nucleus. NCBI's taxonomy places the organism in Eukaryota, Viridiplantae, Streptophyta, Magnoliopsida, Lamiales, Lamiaceae. The coding region runs from base 1 to 360 and encodes 119 amino acids. Gene Ontology annotation, biological process: regulation of DNA endoreduplication. The record is from RefSeq and is a predicted model, not a curated record. The transcript has a single exon.
AUGUCCGUCUCUUCCCUAUCCGUUGAGAGAGAAGCAAAAUUCAUCAUCUCAGAAACUACUCAAACUGGCGUUGAAGAAAAAGGAAGAGUAAAUCUCGAAAUCGAGAAGAAAGAAGACGAGAGAGAUGAAGCUGCAGCCACAGUUUCUCACGACGACGGCUUCAAAACUCCGACCUCCUCCGAUCACAGAAUUCCGCCGAUCACGCGGUGCCCGCCGCCGCCGGUGAAGCCGCGGCCACCGCCGAUGAGAGUGAAGCGAAAAAUCUCCCAACCGGCAGAGAUCGAAUCCAUCUUCCGCUCAAUCGCUGCCGAUCAAGACGACACCGCGCAACACCGUAAAAUCAAGAAAGCUCGAAAAUAG